Messenger RNA from Schistocerca serialis cubense, 477 nucleotides. Its product is annotated as tigger transposable element-derived protein 4-like. NCBI's taxonomy places the organism in Eukaryota, Metazoa, Arthropoda, Insecta, Orthoptera, Acrididae. The transcript has a single exon. Gene Ontology annotation, cellular component: chromosome, centromeric region. Gene Ontology annotation, molecular function: DNA binding; chromatin binding. The record is from RefSeq and is a predicted model, not a curated record. Bases 1 to 477 code for a protein of 158 amino acids.
AUGCAUAUGUUUGUUGCCGCCUGGAAUGCAGUCACACAACAGACUGUCAUACACAGCUUUGAAAAUGCUGGCUGUGGUGCAACAUCGUUUGUGGAGGACGAUAUCCCUGAAGAAGAUUGGAAUGUUAUAGAUGUUCCUGAGACUUUGACACUGCAAGAUUUUAUUUCGUCUGAUAAUAAUGUCCUUACUUCUACAACCACUAUGGACAUGAGUGAGCUGUUUGCUGCUGAUAUUGGUGAAAAUACUGAAAUUGGUGGUGACAGUGGUGGUGACGAGGAUGAUGAUGAUGAAGAAGUGGACUCACCAAGUUUUUCUGGAGCUGUGGAAGGACUUGAGACUGUUAGAAGGUUUUUCUCAUCCUUCGUUGUGGAUGAGUCAGUUCUUAACAUUAUUAACCAGCUGGAACGGCAACUUCUAAAAGUACGCUGUGCUGGAAGGAAGCAGCAGGCUGCUCUUCUACAUGAUUUUCAGAAAUAA